UCUCUGUCGCUCCCAUCCCUGACCUUCGACGACUACGGCCAUUGUUCGCGCGAUAGGGAUUUUCGUAUCAGCGAGGGACACCAGCUUAGGAGGAGAAGAGGGACAACAUGCUCGCUGCUAGACACAGAGCUCGCCUUGCAAUGGCAGAUAACAAUCCAGACAGUCAAGAAGCACGAUUAAAGAGCGUGCGCAGACGUCUAAAUUUUGGCGAGGUUAAUGAUGGCAAUUUACCAACAAAGAACGAGCUGGAGCUUAAAUUUGCCGAGGAAAGAGCUAAAUACACGGCUGAGAAGCAGGCCAAAUGGAACUUUAACUUCAAGGAGGAACGUCCCCUGGAAGGUCGAUGGGAGUGGAAGCGCGUGGAGACGGGAAGCGAGUCACGCGCCCCUGAAGACGCGGAUGUAAGAGCUGAAGGAGCGAAAGGGGAUACAGUGAUCCAGGCGCCUUGAUACCAAGUUGAGAUGAGCUAAGAUUCCAGCAACAGCCUCAAUUGAUGCUUUGUUUUUGGAUGCACAAAAGCUUCUGACCGAACGACUGAUUUUGCUAAUUGGACUGUAUCGCGUAUAGCCCUGCAAACUUUUGGAAUGACGAAAGAGGGCUACAAUUUUUAUAUCCCUCUUCACUAUUUCUAUUGUUAUAAUCAUUAUUUUUAUUAUCAAUUACUUAGCGCAAUUAUUUUGUACGAUUAAUUUUAAUUUACUUUGAGAUUCAAGUUAGUUGAUAUUAAGGAUUGUCAUAUAGUUUAUAGCAAUAAGGGAAAGUAUCUUAGUCUUAGCUUUUCUUAGCUGACUGACAAUUAAUUAUGUGAACAUUGAAGUAAUAAUUGGCAACAAAUUCUAGUCAAUUGCAAUAAAGAUUGUUGAUAAUUUACCAACAGUAAAAAUUAAUUUAUUUAUUAUUAAUCAAAAAGAAUAAUAUUUUAUGAUGUGAUAACUUUUAUA
Ceratosolen solmsi marchali is the source of this 941-nucleotide messenger RNA. Its product is annotated as cyclin-dependent kinase inhibitor 1B. Gene Ontology annotation, molecular function: cyclin-dependent protein serine/threonine kinase inhibitor activity. The transcript has 3 exons. NCBI's taxonomy places the organism in Eukaryota, Metazoa, Arthropoda, Insecta, Hymenoptera, Agaonidae. Gene Ontology annotation, biological process: regulation of cell cycle. The coding region runs from base 108 to 449 and encodes 113 amino acids. Gene Ontology annotation, cellular component: nucleus. The record is from RefSeq and is a predicted model, not a curated record.